Messenger RNA from Trichosporon asahii var. asahii CBS 2479, 1767 nucleotides. Its product is annotated as D-erythro-sphingosine kinase. The transcript has 2 exons. Gene Ontology annotation, biological process: sphingosine biosynthetic process. The record is from RefSeq and is a predicted model, not a curated record. The coding region runs from base 1 to 1767 and encodes 588 amino acids. NCBI's taxonomy places the organism in Eukaryota, Fungi, Basidiomycota, Tremellomycetes, Trichosporonales, Trichosporonaceae. Gene Ontology annotation, cellular component: intracellular membrane-bounded organelle; membrane; cytoplasm.
AUGAAGCAGGACCUCCCCGUCGUGCUCGAGCACGGCAAGCGCGGCCUGCUCUCCAUCGACGACGGACGGCUCGACCUCCUCCAGCUCUCGAGCGAUGGUAACCGUGAGCCUAAGCUUCCAGGCUGCGCGCCUCUAACCCCCUCAGCGCCGAAACGGCUCAUGUCGUCGCCACUCCGUCUCGUCCUCCUCGCCAAGCUCGGGACGGCGCCUGCGUCUGCGACCUCGGCCUCUGGAGCUGCCGUCAGCAGCUCGGCCUCUGCCAGCUCGGGCGGGGCGGGGGGGAAGACGAGACUCGACCUCCACGCGCUCGUGCAGAAGGGCGCCAAGAGCCAUGCCCUCCACCUGACCAAGAUUCACGUCCUCGUCGAGGCGUCGCAUGCGUCCGACGCCGAGGCUUGGUGCGCCGAGCUCAUGGCCGCGGCCUACCCUGUGACGGCACCUUGUCGUCGUGUCCUGCUCCUCCUCAACCCAGUCGGAGGAAAGGGCAAGGCGAAGCAGCUCGUCGCCAAGGAGGUCGUGCCCGUGCUCGAGGCGGCGGGGUGCAGGGUCGACCUGAAGGAAACGACGCAUAGGAAUCACGCCGAGGAGAUUUGCGCGACCAUUCCGCUGGACUAUGAUGUUAUCGCUACUGCCUCUGGCGACGGUAUUAUUUACGAAGUGCUGAACGGCCUCGGUUCCCGCCCCGAUGCUCGGCGUGCGCUGCGUAUUCCUAUCGCGCCGAUCCCAACAGGUUCCGCCAACGCGUGCAACAUCAACCUCAUGGGAAUCAAGGACACGUUCAACCUGCCCCUCGCGGCUCUGAACGCCAUCAAGGGCCAGCCGAUGACGGUUGACCUCUGCUCGAUCCUUCUUCUGCCGGAAAACAAGCGGCGCCUGUCGUUCCUGUCGCAGGCGACGGGCCUCAUGGUGGACGUGGACAUUGGCACCGAGAACCUGCGGUGGAUGGGCGACGCGCGGUUCAUGUACGGCUUCAUGCGGGGGAUCGCGGCCAACAAGGGCGCCAAGAUGAAGAUGGUGCUCGACAUUGUGGAGAAGGACAAGGCCACGAUGGACAGGGAGGCGCGGGACGACGUGCAGCGCGCCCUUGGCAAGGUGUACGGCGGCGGCACGGAUCCGCUCGACCUCCUCCGCGGUGUGCAGGCCAAGACGCCCAAGCCCGAGCCUGCAGUCAGCGAGGGGCCGAACGGCACGGCCGUCAACGGGAGCAGUAAUGGCGACGCGCAGCCCGCCGGCACAGCAGCCGAGGAGGACGACGGCCCCCUCCCCGCCGCCAAGCCGCUGCAGCCCACCGAGUCCUGGCUCACGAUAGACGCGACACACCACCACGCCCGCGGUAGCAAGGGCUUCACGAACACGUGGGAGUCAGGCCAGGCCGCGCUGUACAUGUACGCGGGCCUGAUGCCGUACGUGGCGCGCGACCUGAACCAGUGGCCCGUGAUCAUCCCCGGCUCCGGCGUUAUGGACGUCGUAGUGCAGCGCGUGGUGGCGCGAACCACGCUGAUCAACGGCAUCGGCGGGGCAGAGGUCGGUAAGCCGUUCUACCAGGACUCGCAGCUGUAUCUCAAAGUUCGGGGUUACACGUGCAAGAAUCUGGACAAGAAGCACCAGCCCCAGUUCACGAUUGACGGCGAGGCGUUUGACUGGGACGAAUUCCAUGUCGAGGUGCUGCCGCGCGCGGGGACUGUCGCGUCGCUCGAUGGCCGGCUGUAUGUGAGCGACUUCUUCAAGACCCCGGCACCGGCCAAGAAGAGCGUCAAUGGAUCAUGA